Molecule: messenger RNA, 1537 nt
Organism: Branchiostoma floridae (Florida lancelet)
Lineage: Eukaryota; Metazoa; Chordata; Leptocardii; Amphioxiformes; Branchiostomatidae
Product: malignant fibrous histiocytoma-amplified sequence 1 homolog
Exons: 4
Coding region: 12-950 (312 amino acids)
Biological process (GO): signal transduction
Molecular function (GO): protein binding
Source: RefSeq, a predicted model, not a curated record
UACUGAGAUUGAUGCUGAACUUUGGUAUCUGCCAUAUGCUUCCUGAGGCUGACAAAAACUCUCUUGCCAGGGCAUACAGUAUGCCAUACAGGACGUACCAUUUUCCUUGGUACCUCAGAAGGUUGAAACCCGCCAAUCUACAAUGGCCAAGGUGUCCACAGGAAGAUGAAGAACACAUUGAAAUUGUGUGUGAAAUGGCAACACCCAGCCCCUGGGGUUUAUUUGAGAGAUGGUGUGUGCUCUCAACAAGGCACCUGAGUUACAGACAAGCUUGGGAAAAUGGCAUGUAUGCCUUCAGCGAAACUGACAUGAGCGUUGCCGUCAUGAUGCAACAUGUACAGGAAGGUGGAGCUUCUUCUCUGCAUGUCGCUGGAAGAGGGACAAGAGAGAGACUGACAACAGUGUGGACUACAGUUAAGAGCAUUGUCAGUGAGCUGAACACUCUGCUGAAAGAAUGGCCAGGACUGUACACAGACUCGAUCAUCCGCUGUGCCCACUGUAUGAAGACCUGCACAGACAACCCAGGAUACUUCAAUGGAGAGCUCCUGUACUGUACAGCACCUGGAGGUAUCCAGUCUUUGCGUUGCCGUAGAACCAGUGCAUUGGUGGAUGUCAACCUUGUAUACCCUCCCUCAAAUCCUACAGAUCAACACAUCAGCAAUGAGUGCGUACAGCUUGUGUCCAAAAAGUUGUCCAGAACAAAUUGGAGGCCCCUUGGACAUGUCCUUGGUUUGGAGGAAGGAGACAUUGAAGCAAUAGAGGUGCGACAUAGCGGGGACCUGAAUGAGAUGAAAUACCAGAUGUUGCAAUGUUGGCAAAGGAAGGCGGGACAGUCUGCAACAAUGGCAGCCCUAAUAUCAGCUCUCAGAAACACCACCGUGCAAGAAAAUGGAAUUGCAGAUGAACUGGACAAAAAUGUCUGCCCAGUGAAGAAACCAGUUGUGCCCUGAAAGGAAAUCAUAGGCAACAAGGGCUGUCUGGCAUUUAGUCAUGUCAUGUAUCAAACCCAUAUGUAAAGCAUAUACUAUAUACAAUGUAUAGACAUAUUCAGCAUUGUGCAAUAAGUAAGGUAACUGUUAAGAGUUGUGUAUGUAUUGCACACCACAUUGUUGCAAUUACAGGAAUUAAUGCAAAUUUAUGUAAAUGUCAGAGAACAUACACAGCAUCCUGAUUGGACCAGUUUAACUUGGUAUGUUCCAACCCAGCUUGUCUAAUUAGUCAUUGCUUAUGUUCCAAUUCCACUGUGAACACUGCAUGUAAAACAUUUGCCUCAACUUGCCAAUAUUUUACACUAUGGGAUAGCUUUAAAUUAGUAGUCCGCAGUUAUCACUCAUGGUAAAAUUAAGGAGGUAUGUUUUGGAAUAUGGAAAUUAGUCAGUAUUUGCACUAUAAUAGGACUUGCAUUAGCCCAAUGUAUUACUUCACAGUAAGCAAUGUGACAGAAUACUGCCAUAUAGAGGUCACAUUUAAGUAUUCCUACGCUCCCAUUGCACAACUAUUCUCCAAGCAAAGGCAAGGAUCCGGCUGGUGUUGGACA